AUGCUGCACAGUAACUUCCUGCUUUCCGGCUACAUCGUCACCUUCCUGAUGGGGGUUCCAGCCAACAUCCUGGCGUUGUGCACCUUCUGCCGUAAAGUGUCCCGCAAAGCGACCCCGAUAGACGUCCUCCUCCUGAACCUCACCAUCUCUGACCUCAUCUUCCUCACCUUCCUGCCGUUCAAGAUGAAGGAGGCGUCGGACAACAUGGCCUGGCUGCUGCCGUACUCCCUGUGUCCGUUCACCGGCUUCAUUUUCUACGUCACCAUCUACAACAGCACCCUCCUUCUCACGGCGGUCGGGGUGGAGCGCUACUUGGGCGUGGCCUUCCCCCUCAGGUACUCUCUCUGCCGCCAGCCACGUUAUGCCGUGUAUGCCAGCGUCAUGUUCUGGGUGGUGACCUCUGUUAACCUCAGCAUCGUCUACAUAAUGCCGGCGACCAAGUUGAAAAACGGCGUCGAGCACAGCAACGACAGCGCCCCCACCUGUUACCUGGAUUUCACCGCAGAGGAGCUCAGCAUCGUGGUGAAGGUCCGUCUGGAGCUCUUCCUGGUUCUCUUCUGCAUCCCCUUCAUCAUCUGCUGCUUCUGCUACAUCAACUUCAUCCUCAUCUUGUCGCGUCUGUCAAACAUCAACAGGCGCCGCCGUCUGAGGGCCAUCGGUUUGGCCCUCGGGACCCUGCUGGUGUUCGCCGUCUGCUUCGGCCCUUACAACGUGUCCCAUGUGGUGGGCUUCGCCAGACAGGAAAGCGAGGAGUGGAGGAACGUGGCGUUACUGUGCAGCACCUUCAACGCCUGCCUGGAUCCCAUUAUCUUCUACUUCUCGUCUGCAGCGGUGCGCGGCGUGUUGAAUCGCUGCUACAAAAACAUCAUGGCAAAGCUGCACAUCCUGAACUGUGGACGAGGGAGAGACUCGAGGAUGAUAAAGUACCAGGCAGAAGCCCCACAUUGA
Messenger RNA from Sphaeramia orbicularis (orbiculate cardinalfish), 948 nucleotides. Its product is annotated as free fatty acid receptor 3-like. Lineage: Eukaryota; Metazoa; Chordata; Actinopteri; Kurtiformes; Apogonidae. Gene Ontology annotation, molecular function: G protein-coupled receptor activity. The record is from RefSeq and is a predicted model, not a curated record. Gene Ontology annotation, cellular component: plasma membrane. Gene Ontology annotation, biological process: G protein-coupled receptor signaling pathway; cellular response to fatty acid. The coding region runs from base 1 to 948 and encodes 315 amino acids. The transcript has a single exon.